Messenger RNA from Dendrobium catenatum, 762 nucleotides. RefSeq lists its product as uncharacterized. The record is from RefSeq and is a predicted model, not a curated record. NCBI's taxonomy places the organism in Eukaryota, Viridiplantae, Streptophyta, Magnoliopsida, Asparagales, Orchidaceae. Gene Ontology annotation, biological process: protein phosphorylation. The transcript has 8 exons. The coding region runs from base 103 to 762 and encodes 219 amino acids. Gene Ontology annotation, molecular function: protein serine/threonine kinase activity.
GGCGGUAAAGCCUUUGUUCCAAUAUUUCUCUAUUUACCCGCUAAGGCAAAUUGAGGGUUUAAUCGAUGGGAAGGAGAGCGAUUCAUCUCUGAUCUCAUAGUCAUGGCGGAAGCAUCUGGCAAGAAGCGGUCGAGAGACGAGGAGGCGUCUGGCGAUGGCGAGGGAGACUGCGAUGGAACGCAGGGACUAGAAAGAAGCUUAAUAUUUAAUGACACAUUAAUAGCGCUGAGAAUGAUGCGUGCACAAUUUCCAAAAAUUGAAAAGGUUGCACAGCAGCCUUUUAUUUUGCAGUCUCAGCUCUAUAGCAGCAUAAAGGAUAGGACACAAGUAGAUAGAGACUUGGAGUCACUGAAGAAAGAGAAGAUUCUGCGACUGUUCAAAUUAAAUACAGGUCAGGAUGACCAUGCAAUAAUGUUUUUUGAAGAUUAUAUAAACCAGAUGGAUAUUGCGGUGAAGAAGUUAGGUGCCAGAAGUACGCAUGGUAUUGAAGUUUUUGAGUGGUUCAAAAAUCAUGUAAUUGAAUGCAAGCUGGAUGUGAGCAUAGAUCAUCAAGAGUUGCUCAUUCUGUUGUCAGCUGGAGGUGAGGUGCAAGAUGAGGAUAUAACACUUCUAAUCAAUGCCGGUCUUCUUACUCGCCAAAUGAUUGACCCGAAUAUGUACUGGUUUGCAAUUCCAUACAUUGGCUCUGUACUCAAAGGUCUGUCCCAGAAUUUUGAUGAAAUGUCCUUUUUUGUGGAAAAUGUAUGGAUGCUUUGUCGGUGA